CUAUGGUUUACUUACCAGUUAAUUGUGUCCUUUUAAAGAAUAAGGUUAAGUGUUAAAUGCAGUUGAUUAAUGUAUAAAUAUUAGUAUAAAUCAUGUCUUUGUAUGAUGAUUUUGAUAAGCAUCGGACCACAGAGAAGGUCGCGGGGUGGUCUUCCGGUAUUAAAUUGCUGCAAUCGCAGUUACAACUGAAAAAGGCCGCUACGACACAGCCAAAGCGUGAACAAUACAGGAAGGCUACUGCAGUACUUGCACCGGUGAUAGAUUUGAAGUCAAAAGCCAAUCGAGACGUGGACAGAGAGGAUGAUAGCGGUUCUAACAAUCCGCUGUCUACCGGCAACAUAGGAGUAGGUAGUGAAUUUGACUGGAAUGUGGUAAACGAAUACGAUCCCAUGUGGCCUAAUGAGUACGAGAAGGUUGUGAAAGAAUUACGUGACAUUAGGGACAGAGAGCACGAUCAAGAGACAGAAAUGCGCAAACGUAGGAGAGAUAAUACACGCUUUGAAGACACACAGCAACAGCCUGCUGCUGGUAACAGCACAAUGAUACCUCCUGAAAGAGACGAAGAGAGAACACCAACCUCAAGAGCUGUAAUCGGAGGAGCUGCUAUAGCACCACCACCAUCGUUACAAGAGUCGUCGGAAUUGCCACCUCCACCACCGCGACAACAGCAGCCUAGUGCUAGUGCUAGUGCCAGUGCUAGUGCUAGUUUGGGCUACGCGACAUCUUCUGUGGCAGCGAAAAUAAUGGCCAAGUAUGGCUUUAAGGAAGGACAAGGUCUUGGUAAGAAAGAACAGGGCAUGUCCGUAGCACUGCAGGUUGAGAAAACCAGUAAACGUGGUGGAAGAAUAGUUGGGGAAAGAGAGCAAUUAAUGCCUCCACCACCGCCUCUCACGGCUUCCCCACCACAGUCGCAAUCGCAAUUACUGCUACAAAUGCAACAGCCACAGGAAGAACCCAGCAUCACCGAGAUAAUGAAAAGUCCAAGCAAGGUUGUACUGUUACGCAAUAUGGUCGGCCCCGGAGAGGUGGAUGAUGAUCUUGAACCGGAAGUGAAAGACGAGUGUAACACCAAGUACGGCGACGUUGCACGUGUUAUUAUUCACGAAGUGAUUGAGGCUGCUCCAGAAGAGGCAGUGCGAAUCUUUGUCGAGUUUAAGAGGAUAGAAAGCGCUAUCAAAGCCGUGGUCGAUUUAAACGGACGUUUCUUCGGCGGUAGGCAAGUCAAAGCGGGAUUCUAUUCUAGUGAAAAACUCGAUAAUUUACAAUUAAUGGACUAACUUAACAAGUUUUAUAUGUAAGGGCUGUAAACAUUUAGUUCAAUAUCAUUCCCCUUAUAUCAAAACCAUAAAUGUGCAAAUUUUCUUCAAUCUCGUUUGUGAAAUUUAUUUUGUGCUACUUGAUUUUGUAUUUACCGAGCUUCAAAGCCUACUUUAGAUCAGUGCUCGGAAUUACUUCAGCUUUUUAGCCGAUUCUCACGGCACACGCCUCCUUUCCUCUCCUUACCGCGCGCACCGCAGCCACUUGGGCCAGCGCCGUCGAGCGUUAGGAAGAGCGCUAUCCGAUUAAUGUUGGAUUCUUCUCUCUUGAUCGUUAAAAGUUAAAAAAAUAUUUUUUUCCUUAAUAGCAAUAGUACCUCAUGGGUGACGUAGAAAUCUAUUGAAAUAUUUCCAUAUAAUAAAUUUAAAAAUGCAAAAAAUAUUUUAUAGCGCCGCUUCUAACGCUCGGCGACGCUGGCCCAAUCGGCUGCGGCGCGCGCGAUAAGGAGAGGAAAGGAUGCGUGUGCCGCGAGAAUCGGCUGAAAAGCUGAAGUAAUUCCGAGCACUGCUUUAGAUAAUACGCACGAAAUAAAUUUCACAAAGAAAAACGAGGUUGAAGAAAAUGUACACAUUCAUGGCAUAAGAGGAACGAUAUGAUCUUGUUUCUUUCAUGAACUGUACAAAUAUUUUAUAUUUCAUCCUUAUCAUAAUAAUGUUAAUUUCGUUAUGUAUAUGUGCUUAGCGAGAAUAUUUAUGACAAAUUGUAAAAAAAUAAAUUUUUCAAUUAUGAUAU
Molecule: messenger RNA, 2049 nt
Organism: Linepithema humile (Argentine ant)
Lineage: Eukaryota; Metazoa; Arthropoda; Insecta; Hymenoptera; Formicidae
Gene: Spf45
Product: splicing factor 45
Biological process (GO): mRNA cis splicing, via spliceosome; alternative mRNA splicing, via spliceosome
Cellular component (GO): precatalytic spliceosome
Molecular function (GO): RNA binding
Source: RefSeq, a predicted model, not a curated record